AUGGUCAAGAACGGCGAACUUGUGGAGGCGCAUCAGGCGCUGUCUGAGAUGUAUCAGUGGGAUAGCACCAGUUUUACAUGGCAAAAAAUCGGCGAUGUCGUUGACGCCGUUGGUUCCGGCCGAAAACAACUCUACCAAGGAAAGGAAUACGACUACGUUUUUGAUGUAGAUAUCCAGGACGGGGUUCCACCUCUUAAAUUACCCUACAACGUCGCAGACAAUCCAUAUGCUGCUGCUCAAAAAUUCUUGCAAAGCAAUGACCUGCCUUUGACAUAUAUAGACGAGGUUGUCAAAUUUAUUGAGAAAAAUACCGCGGGAGUCAAUAUUGGUACUAGUAAUGAGGAAUACGUCGACCCAUUUACAGGUGCAUCGAGGUACCGUUCUACAACGACACCGGCAGCAGCACCUACGUCUCAAUACAUAGACCCUUUCACAGGAGGAUCCCGAUAUGUUGCUUCACAAACUAGUGCAGCAUCGACCGGACAAUCCCAAUACGUCGAUCCAUUCACGGGCGCAUCGAGAUAUGUGGCGUCUCCAGCAGCAGGGUCAUCCGUAUCGUCUGCUUCGUCUGGUGACCCGUUCACCAGAGCCUCGCAAUAUUCUGGAGCUUCCCAGUCCUCACAACCCGCACCUUCUGCCCCCGUCGCCAAAAUCCUUCCUGUUCCAAAUCCUGUUACAUUCAAGCAAGCCAAUGUCAGUGCAAUGCAGUCAAAAUUAUUCCAGUUCGAUGACGCCCUAAGGCAUGAAAUCUCAACAUCGUCCCUUGCGAUGUAUCCGAACGAGACACAGACCUUUGAAGAGACUUUCCUGUAUCUGACACAGGCUACAUCAACACCACCUGUGAGACCAUCGUCGCCUCUCACGGCUACCCAUGUAGAGGCAAUCAUAUCUAUCCUGGAUCGAUGGCCUCCAUCCCAGCGAUUCCCUGUUAUUGACCUAGGCCGGUUAGUGGUGGGAUUCUGUCCUGAAGCAUUCGGAGGACAAGGAACAGGAUUGGAGCCGAAUGUGCUGAAAGAACGGUUUGCAGAGGCACUGUUCCAGGCAUCGGAAUGGGGCACAGGAUGGACACUCCCACUUCCGAAGGCGAGAGAGACGAAUAUGUUGUUGGUGUUAAGGACGCUAGCGAAUGUGUUCAAGGAGGACGACGCCAGCAAGGGAAAGGACAUGGAUAUCAGUAUGGAUGGAGGUUCCGAGGAAAGCUGGCUGGAUAAAGUUUUGGAGACACUUGGCCUGGCACCGUAUGAGAUUUUUAAUAAGACCCAGCGAGUUGCUUUUGCGACAUUCUUGUUCAAUUUAUCGUGUCAAGGUCUGAGAUCGCCUCUUGGGACCUCUACAAGGGAUCAAGCUAUUGGACUGAUUAACAGGAUCCUUGAGCAAGAAACGGCAGACUCGGAAGCGGUAUACCGAGCGCUUGUGGCGCUUGGGAAUCUGGCAUACGCGGCAAAGAACUCAGGGAAAGGGCUUUCCGCUGGGCAGACUGGGGAGAUUGCGCAGUGUCUCCAAGCGCUGCCAAGUCGGUUCCCAGACUCUCGAGUGAAGAACAUAUGUGUGGAAAUUGGGGCCUUGAUUUGA
Psilocybe cubensis is the source of this 1572-nucleotide messenger RNA. RefSeq lists its product as uncharacterized. The record is from RefSeq and is a predicted model, not a curated record. The transcript has 9 exons. NCBI's taxonomy places the organism in Eukaryota, Fungi, Basidiomycota, Agaricomycetes, Agaricales, Agrocybaceae. Bases 1 to 1572 code for a protein of 523 amino acids. Gene Ontology annotation, molecular function: ubiquitin binding. Gene Ontology annotation, biological process: ubiquitin recycling; proteasome-mediated ubiquitin-dependent protein catabolic process. Gene Ontology annotation, cellular component: cytoplasm; nucleus.